Messenger RNA from Alternaria atra, 702 nucleotides. RefSeq lists its product as uncharacterized. The record is from RefSeq and is a predicted model, not a curated record. Lineage: Eukaryota; Fungi; Ascomycota; Dothideomycetes; Pleosporales; Pleosporaceae. The coding region runs from base 1 to 702 and encodes 233 amino acids. The transcript has 3 exons.
AUGAAGGCUGUUGCUCUUUUCGCCCUGCUUGCGCCCCUGGGGGCAAAUGCCCAUUACAUCUUCAACCGUCUCAUUGUCAACGGUGCUUCUAUCGGUGGCGAGUAUGCUUACACCCGUAAGAACACGAACUCGUACAUGCCAAGCUUCCCACAGGAGAUGAUGAACUCCCCGGACUUGAGGUGCAACAAGGGCGCCAAAGCCGGAGGAACUGCUACCUACAACGUCAAGGCUGGUGACAAGCUCGGCUUCAAGCUCUUCAACAACGAGAAGAUUGAGCAUCCCGGUCCGGGCUUCGUCUACGUCUCCAAGGCUCCUGGCAAGGUCGCCGAUUAUGACGGCUCUGGUGACUGGAUCAAGGUCAUGGAGAGCGGCCUCAAGAACCCCAGCCAGCCCGGCGUGGACACUGCUUGGGACAGCUGGCAAAAGGACCGCCUUGAGUGGACCAUCCAGCAGAAUAUCCCUGCUGGUGAGUACCUCGUCCGUGUCGAGCACAUCGGCCUCCACGAGGGUCACGUCGGCAAGGCCCAGUUCUACAUGGAGUGCUUCCAGCUCAACAUUGCGUCUUCCGGCAAGGGCAACCUCUCUCCCAAGGUCAAGAUCCCCGGUGUAUACUCCGCCCAGGACCCGGGCAUUGCAUUCAACAAGUGGAACAACCCCAAGAGUUACACUAUGCCCGGCCCCAAGGUUUGGAACGGACAAUAA